GUAUUUUGGCGAGAAAUGAAGAUUUGAUGAGAAAGGACUCUCAUUUCUCAUCAAACUUUUUCUAACCAUCCAAAGAAAGGGGCUGUUAAGGAAGAAUAGGGUGUUCUGAUAGCUUUUGAUAAGGAAUGCACUACUGGUUGGAAGACUCAGAAAGAAAGAAGCUUCUGCUCAAUGAUGAAAUUUAAUUGUGUCCAACCCGUUUGCAAGAACCCCACCUUUCUGGGUUUCUCCUCUUCUUCUUCUUUUCUGUUCAAUACCCAAUCAAAUCCCAAUAGAGAAACCACUCAUUUCAAGUGUUUCAGAAACAGAAGAUAUGGUGGCAAAAGAGGUGGAAUUGUCUGCAGUGGGCUGUUCCCUGUUGACCCAUGGUCACCCACCAUUGAUUCACAGAGCAUUGCUUCACAGCUCUUCGCUUUCUCUCUCUUCCCUUACAUUGGUUUCCUGUACUUCAUCACCAAAUCCAAGUCUGCCCCAAAACUCACCCUCUUUGGAUUCUACUUCUUGCUUGCCUUUGUGGGUGCCACCAUCCCAGCUGGAAUAUACGCAAAGGUAAAGUAUGGCACGUCCUUGUCGAACGUGGAUUGGUUGCACGGUGGGGCGGAGUCACUGCUCACUCUGACAAAUUUGUUUAUUGUGAUGGGGCUAAGGGAAGCUCUUAGGAAAACUAAGGAUGUGAAAUCAGACACUUCCAGUGUCGAAGAAGAGAAGAAUUCAUCCGUAUAGAUGGAGUUCUUGAUGACUACAUUUCAGCAGGUUGACGCAUCUUAUGCGUUUAUCUCGCGCAACUCUAACACCCUGUGGUCAUGUUGGAAUAAUGCUUUGCUGUUUUGUUGGAAGUAGCCAUAGCUCUAAACAGAAUCCCAAGUUGGCUAUUGCUACGCUAUUCUGAUGAAGAAGUUGAAGUUGUACAUGUAGCAUAAGAUUGAUGACUUACAAUUCAGACAUUUGAUUGCUAUUUUUCGAUGUAGUUAUUGGGAACACGAAAAUCUGCAAUCCAAUUCAUAACUACAAAAUUUGGUUAUAAUACAAGGUUCAGUUCCUAUUUUCUA
Messenger RNA from Rhododendron vialii, 1049 nucleotides. RefSeq lists its product as uncharacterized. The transcript is spliced from 4 exons. The coding region runs from base 172 to 723 and encodes 183 amino acids. Lineage: Eukaryota; Viridiplantae; Streptophyta; Magnoliopsida; Ericales; Ericaceae. The record is from RefSeq and is a predicted model, not a curated record.